Molecule: messenger RNA, 4774 nt
Organism: Ornithorhynchus anatinus (platypus)
Lineage: Eukaryota; Metazoa; Chordata; Mammalia; Monotremata; Ornithorhynchidae
Gene: ZBTB40
Product: zinc finger and BTB domain containing 40
Exons: 18
Coding region: 36-3977 (1313 amino acids)
Biological process (GO): regulation of transcription by RNA polymerase II
Cellular component (GO): nucleus
Molecular function (GO): RNA polymerase II cis-regulatory region sequence-specific DNA binding; DNA-binding transcription factor activity, RNA polymerase II-specific; protein binding
Source: RefSeq, a predicted model, not a curated record
UGGCGGCGCGCGGGCGGGCGCGGCGGCGCUGUUGAAUGGGGAAAGCUUUAUUGUUCCCCCCCGGGCGGACUGUCCGUGUGCUCCACGGCGCUGUCAAUAAAGAACCACAGUUUGAAUCGGCGCGGAGAAGUUGCUCCGGAUCCUGCAGACGAGGAAUUUUCAGGGAGCGAGUCGGAAUUCCCGGCCACCCCGCUAGAGCAAUGGAGCUUCCCAACUACAGCAGGCAGCUGCUGCAGCAGCUGUACACUCUCUGCAAAGAGCAGCACUUCUGUGACUGCACCAUCUUGAUCGGGACAAUUCACUUCAGGGCCCAUAAACUGGUGCUGGCCGCUGCUAGCCUGCUGUUCAAAUCCCUGCUGGACGCCACAGACACCAUCUCCAUCGACGCUUCCGUGGUGGCCCCUGAAGAGUUCGCCCUCCUGCUCGAAAUGAUGUACACGGGCAAGCUGCCCGUGGGCAAGCACAACUUCUCCAAGGUCAUCUCCGUGGCCGACAGCCUGCAGAUGUUCGACGUGGCCGUCAGCUGCAAGGCCCUGCUCGCCAGCCUCGUGAGCUGCUCCGCUCAGGGUCAGGCCGGGAGGUACGCGUCCCCUCGAGCGGGCGAGCCCCCCGGAGGGGAAGCCGGGACCCCCGAGGAGGAAAACGGAGCUCACGAGGACCCGAAGGAGUCGCGCCUUUCAGAAGAGGCUUCCGCCCCUCCCGCGCCUGGGACGCGCGACGCCGAGUGGACCCUCGGGGCUGCGGUUGGAGAGGUGGCCGCGGACCCCUCGCCGGCCCGGGAGGAGGUCCCGGAGGAAGAGACCCAGAGAGUCGCCGACUCUCCGGGAGGGACUCCGGGCGCCUUGGAAGCGCACCCCUCUUCCCCGCCGGGCCCGGACGAGCCAGCGGACGCGUGCACGUCUUUAGAAAAGGAGGAGAGAGUUUCCCAGCCAGAGAAUGAGAGCAAAGAGGGUAAAGUGGAUUUCCUUCUUCAGCAUGAAAGGCUCUUCUCAGAGGUCCUGGCUAUCUCUCAGGAUGUGUUGAAAAGACUAGAUGAGUGUAGGACAAUCGAAAAUCCACAGAAGGAGACCUUAUUAGAGUGCUUUGGAGCUGAAGAUGGACAUUUAGUAUUCAAGAAAAUCCUCAAUAAAGUGACAGAUGAGGAGAGCCUGAAUGUUCAGACUGUUUUGUCUUUGCUGGAGCUAUUCCAAGAUACUCAUCCGGAAAUAGGAGCAGCACUAAGGGAAAGAGAACCGGAAAACAGAGAAACCGGGAGCCCAAGAGGGAGCCUAGGGGAAGGAAAGACCUUGUCGGUUCUGUUACUGGAACACAAAGAGGACUUGAUACAGAUUGUAGCACAAUUGAGACCCAUCGUGGAGUUCCUGGAAACAGCAGAGGAGGAAUUCAUGAACAGCAUAGAGAAAAGGGAGAUUCUGAACUGCUGUGAGGGCGGAACAGCCAAGGAAGCUGUGGAGAAUCUGCUGCAAAGAGUGACCGAAGAGAAGACAGUGUCUGCUGAGAGUUUGCUGAAACUCCUUCGGGCCGUGAAGACGUCAUUUCCUCCCCUCGGACUUCUGCUGGACAGUUUGCAGAGGCAAGGUAGCCCGCCGAGCGACACGGUUCGGCCGAGCCUCGGCGAUUAUGGGACCGACCUACUGAGGCGUUACCUUGAAAACCUCUCCGAAAUCUUCACGGACAAUCAGGUGUUACUAAAGGCCAUCUCAGCCGCACCGAGUUUAGCUCCUGGAGAGAGGGAGGUUAUGGACCGGCUGGUAAGAAACGUUGCUGGCUCGGGCGGCUUCAGCUCCCUGGUCUCGGCAGUGCUAGAAGAUCACACGCUCUCAGGGGCUGCCAUUUGGCAGUUGUUGCAGGCAACUGAAGAGGCAGGGUUUCCCCUGAACCUGCUCAUGGAGGAAAUCCGGAAGGAGCCCGGGGCGGACUUCUUCUUCCAAGCCGUGGCCACCCGGGAAAGUAUGGCCCUAGCCAUCAUCCUGCGGCACGGAAAUCUGAUCAGAGAGGCCUUUGAGCAGAGGGCUGUCCUUGAGGGCCUGGUGGCAGAAGAGGAGAGCCUGGCCGACGCCGUCCGAGAACUUCUGAGUAUUCCCAGUGAGGGAGGCAGUGUUGAAGUCUCUCUAAAAGCAGCUUUGAGCCGAGCCCUGCAGAAGUCCGUUCCUGCCAUCAAGAUCUGCCAACUUUUAUACAGUGUUUCCGAGUCCUUCCCAGGUCUGCAGCCCGUCAUUCAAGAGUUAGAGCACUUGGGUCUCCUUCCCGAGGAAACUGAGGAGAAGACGGCUGGUCUCCCAAGGCGGAAGACGUCCGCCGAAUCUCCGAGUGAAACAGUGGCCAGAGAGGAGGAGCUUAGGUCGGAAUCGACGAGAGACAACCCGGAUGGAGAAGGAAGCAACGGAGAGAAGACCGGCUCCCCGGAGGCCGUGCCAGAGAAAAUCCCCGGCUCCUCCCCAUCCUCCUCCAAGAAGAGCUUCGUCUGCCAAGCCUGUAAUAAGAGCUUCCAUUUUUACUGCCGUCUGAAAGUUCAUGCCAAGCGGUGCCGAGUGGCCAAGGGGAAGCAGAUUCAAUGCAAGGAAUGCAAUGAGACCAAGACCUCCAAGAAGGAGUUAGAAAUGCAUCAGCAGGAGGCCCACGGUGGCACCGGAACGGCAGCGGGGCCCAAAAGGAAGAAGAAGAGGCUCCCGGUGACGUGUGACAUCUGCGGAAGAGAAUUCGCUCACGCUUCAGGAAUGCAGUACCACAAACUGACAGAGCAUUUCGAUGAGAAGCCUUUCUCCUGCGGAGAAUGUGGAGCCAAGUUUGCGGCCAAUUCCACCCUGAAGAACCACCUCCGCCUUCACACCGGGGACCGCCCUUUCAUGUGCAAGCACUGCCUCAUGACGUUCACCCAAGCCUCCGCGCUAGCCUAUCACACCAAGAAGAAACAUUCCGAAGGGAAGAUGUACGCCUGCCAGUACUGCGAUGCUGUGUUCGCCCAGUCGAUAGAGCUGUCUCGUCACGUGAGGACUCACACCGGAGACAAGCCGUACGUCUGCCGGGACUGCGGGAAAGGAUUCAGACAGGCCAACGGCCUCUCCAUCCACCUGCGCACCUUUCACAACAUAGAAGAUCCCUACGACUGCAAGAAAUGCCGGAUGAGUUUUCCCACCCUGCAGGAGCACCGAAAACACAUCCACGAGGUCCACUCCCGGGAGUAUCACCCCUGCCCCAGCUGUGGAAAGAUCUUCAGUGCUCCGUCGCUCCUCGAGCGCCACAUGGUCACCCAUGUGGGAGGGAAGCCUUUCAGUUGUGAGAUCUGUGACAAAGCCUAUCAGCAAUUGUCUGGUUUGUGGUAUCAUAAUCGGACCCAUCACCCCGACGUGUUUGCUGCUCAGAAUCAUCGCUCCUCCAAAUUCUCCUCGCUGCAGUGCGGUUCCUGUGACAGAACAUUUUCCAGCACCUCAGCCCACAAGAAACACGUCAAAACGGAGCACGCAGAUGUGCAGUUCCACGAAUGUGACAAGUGUAAGGAGCUCUUCCCCUCGCUGGCUUUGCUGCAGGUCCACGUCAAGUGUCGACAUUCAGGAUCUCAGCCGUUUCAGUGCCUGUACUGUGCCGCCUCUUUCCGCUUCCCUGGCGCUCUGCAGCACCACGUGACGACAGAACACUUCAAGCAGACAGAGAACACCUUCAGCUGCGAGGUGUGCGGGGAACUUUUCACCUCCCAGGCCCAACUGGAGAGUCACUUUGGGUGCGAGCACCCCAAGAGGGCCGUCACAGAAGCCCAAGCGGUAGCUCCCGAAAUGGUGCAGGUGAUCCAGACCCCGGAUGAAGAAGCGUCGGUGGAGCAGCAGGUGAUCACCUUGGACGAGAGCCAGCUAGCCGGGUCCCAAGUGUUUGUGACCUUGCCGGAUGCCCAGGGGAGCCAGACGACCUCCGAGCUGGUGGCGGUGACGAUGGCGGACUUGUUGGACGGCACGGUGACCCUGAUCUGCGGGGAGGCCAAGUGACGCGGGGUGCCCGAGACGUCCCGAGAAACAGUCCCCCUGGGGUAUUAUUCGUUGCACCUCCACAUUCUCCCCUCCUCCCCCCGCAACGCUAGCGGCAGGUCAGCGGGAUUAACUUCUUUCUCUUAGCCGUCCCCAAGACAGACAACACUUCAGAAGAGAACAAAGCACCGAACGCCCUUCUGGAGCUGAAAAGCCGCCGUCGGCAGGCCUGACUGACCCCGGUGCCCUUUCUGGCCUGGCUGCUUCUUCCCCACAGGCCUGCUGCUCUGGCAUCUGUGACUCUCUUCCAGCCCAGAAUGAAACAGAGCAUCCCCAAACCCUGCCUAAUGAGGAGUGGGGAAGGAAACUGGUGACCAAGGCAACCGAAGAGAUUCGAUUUUGAAGACCUGAAUUUGAGGGGGAAGGAUGCGUGGGGGAGGUGAAGAGGGUGGGGGCACCACGGAGGUGGAAUGAAAAGGAAGGGGAACUGGAGCCAGGAGAGAGCAAGAGAUACACGGAAGGCUAAGGUUGAAAAAUCUAGAGGAAAAGGGAGAACAGCGCUUUAAAAAAAGAUGAUCUAAGUAAGAGCGUAGUGGGAAAUGGUGGCCAGACUCAAAGAGGCGGUAUCCUGGCAGAAAAAGAAAAUUUUGGUUGGUUUCUUGCUGAGACAUAAGGCUUUGGGGGGGUGUUUAAAUCCCGCUGGUUCUUUUUCAUUUUAUUUUCCCUCAAGACGCUUCCUCCAGCCCCUUCUCGGCAGGGCUUAGCAUCUUAGAGCCAUUAGAUUUAAGGACUAGGGAAAUAAAUAUGGGAGCCUGGCA